Diceros bicornis minor is the source of this 8153-nucleotide messenger RNA. RefSeq names its product calcium voltage-gated channel subunit alpha1 H (gene CACNA1H). The record is from RefSeq and is a predicted model, not a curated record. The transcript has 34 exons. Gene Ontology annotation, molecular function: voltage-gated sodium channel activity; low voltage-gated calcium channel activity. NCBI's taxonomy places the organism in Eukaryota, Metazoa, Chordata, Mammalia, Perissodactyla, Rhinocerotidae. Bases 251 to 7333 code for a protein of 2360 amino acids. Gene Ontology annotation, cellular component: plasma membrane; neuron projection; voltage-gated calcium channel complex. Gene Ontology annotation, biological process: positive regulation of calcium ion-dependent exocytosis; membrane depolarization during action potential; calcium ion transmembrane transport.
GCGCCCCUCUCUCCCCGCCUGUCCGCCUAGCCGUCCCUCUCCGCGCCAGGCCGCCGCCGUCGCCGCCGCCGGGCCAGCCGGAGCGGGAGCGGGAGCCGGCGGGCCGGGGCGCGGGCCGGGGGCGCGGGCCGGGGGCGGCGGCGCUCUAGCAGGGCCGAGCGCCGUGCCGGGUCCGCGGUGACCGCGCCUCCCGGGCCAUGCCCGCGGGGACGCCGCCGGCCGCCGGAGCGAGGUGCUGGCCGCAGCCACCAUGACCGAGGGCGCGCUGGCGGCCGGCGAGGUCCAAGUGCCCCUGGGCGCGCCGGCCCCGGGUCCUGCGGCGGUGGGAUCGUCCCCGGCGAGCCCUGGGGCUCUGGGGUGCGAGGCGGAGCGGGGGUCCGGGCCCGGCGCGUCGUCCCCCCAGAGCCCGGCGGCCGAGCGCGGCGCGGAGCUGGGCGCCGACGAGGAGCAGCCCGUCCCGUACCCGGCAUUGGCGGCCACCGUCUUCUUCUGCCUCGGGCAAACCACGCGGCCGCGCAGCUGGUGUCUCCGGUUGGUCUGUAACCCGUGGUUCGAGCACAUCAGCAUGCUGGUCAUCAUGCUCAACUGCGUGACCCUGGGCAUGUUCCGGCCCUGUGAGGACGUCGAGUGCCGCUCGGAGCGCUGCAGCAUCCUGGAGGCCUUUGACGACUUCAUCUUCGCCUUCUUCGCCGUGGAGAUGGUCAUCAAGAUGAUCGCCCUGGGGCUGUUCGGACAGAAGUGCUACCUGGGCGACACAUGGAACCGGCUGGACUUCUUCAUUGUCAUGGCGGGCAUGAUGGAGUACUCUCUGGAUGGACACAACGUGAGUCUCUCGGCCAUCCGGACGGUGCGCGUGCUGCGGCCCCUCCGCGCCAUCAACCGCGUGCCCAGCAUGCGGAUCCUGGUCACCCUGCUGCUGGACACACUGCCUAUGCUUGGGAACGUUCUUCUGCUGUGCUUCUUUGUCUUUUUCAUCUUCGGUAUCGUGGGAGUCCAGCUCUGGGCGGGCCUGCUUCGCAACCGCUGCUUCCUGGACAGCACCUUCGCCAGGAACAACAACCUCACCUUCCUGCGGCCCUACUACCAGACGGAGGAGGGCGAGGAGAACCCCUUCAUCUGCUCUUCGCGCCGGGACAACGGCAUGCAGAAGUGCUCGCACAUCCCAAGCCGCCGCGAGCUGCGUGUGGAGUGCACGCUGGGCUGGGAGGCCUACGGGCAGCCACAGGCCGAGGGCACGGGUGGCACCGGCCACAACGCCUGCAUCAACUGGAACCAGUACUACAACGUCUGCCGCUCGGGCGACUCCAACCCCCACAACGGCGCCAUCAACUUCGACAACAUCGGCUAUGCCUGGAUCGCCAUCUUCCAGGUGAUCACGCUGGAGGGCUGGGUGGAUAUCAUGUACUACGUCAUGGACGCCCACUCCUUCUACAACUUCAUCUACUUCAUCUUGCUCAUCAUUGUGGGCUCCUUCUUCAUGAUCAACCUGUGUCUGGUGGUGAUCGCCACGCAGUUCUCAGAGACGAAGCAGCGGGAGAACCAGCUGAUGCGGGAGCAGCGUGCCCGCUACCUCUCCAACGACAGCACGCUGGCCAGCUUCUCGGAGCCGGGCAGCUGCUACGAGGAGCUGCUCAAAUACGUGGGCCACGUCUGCCGCAAGGUCAAGCGGCGCGGCCUGCGCCUCUACGCCCGCUGGCAGAGCCGCUGGCACAAGAAGGUGGACCCCAGCAGCGCCCUGCAUGGCCAGGGCCCCGGGCACCGGCCACGGCGGGCAGGCCGCCACGCAGCCUCCAUCCACCACCUGGUCUACCACCACCACCACCACCACCACCACCACUACCACUUCAGCCAUGGCAGCCCGCGCCGGCCCGGCCCUGAGCCGGGCACCGGAGACACCAGGCUGGUGCGGGCUGGAGCACUGUCCUCGCCACCCUCACCAGGCCGCGGGCCCCCUGACGCCGAGUCCGUGCACAGUGUGUACCAUGCAGACUGCCACGUGGAGGGACCGCAGGAGAGGCCUCGGGCGGCGCACGCUGCGGCCACCGUUGCCAGUCUCAAGCUGGCCACGGGGCUGGGCGCCAUGAACUACCCCACCAUCCUGCCGUCAGUGGUGGGCAGCAAAGGUGGCACUGGCCCCGGGCCCCAGGGGAAGCGGGCCAGCGGGCCACCCAGUACGGGAGGCCACAGCGCCCUGAGCCUGAGCAGCCCUGAUCCCUAUGAGAAGAUCCAGCAUCUGGUUGGGGAACACGGCCUGGGCCGGGCCCCCAGCCGCCUGUCAGGCCUGAGCGUGCCCUGCCCCCUGCCCAGCCCCCAGGCGGGCACACUGACCUGCGAGCUGAAGAACUGCCCAUACUGCGCCAGCGCCCUGGAAGACCCUGAGUUCGAGUUCAGCGACUCAGAGAGUGGAGAGUCAGACAGCAACGCCGUCUACGAGUUCACGCAGGAUGUGCGGCACGGGGACCACUGUGACCCCAUGCAGCCGCCCCCAGCGGCAGGCGUACAGGGCCAGGGCAGCACUCGGCGGCGGGCACCGCGGGGGGCGGCCCCCGGCGAGCAGGGCGGGCUGAGCCGGGUCUGGGCCACUUUCAGCGGCAAGCUGCGCCGGAUCGUGGACAGCAAGUACUUCAGCCGCGGCAUCAUGGCAGCCAUCCUGACCAACACGCUGAGCAUGGGCGUCGAGUACCACGAGCAGCCCGACGAGCUGACCAAUGCCCUGGAGAUCAGCAACAUCGUGUUCACCAGCAUGUUCGCCCUGGAGAUGCUGCUGAAGCUGCUGGCCUGCGGCCCGCUGGGCUACAUCCGGAACCCCUACAACAUCUUCGACGGCAUCAUCGUAGUCAUCAGCGUCUGGGAGAUCAUCGGGCAGGCGGACGGCGGCCUGUCAGUGCUGCGGACCUUCCGGCUGCUGCGGGUGCUGAAGCUAGUGCGCUUCAUGCCCGCGCUGCGGCGCCAGCUGGUGGUGCUCAUGAAGACCAUGGACAACGUGGCCACCUUCUGCAUGCUGCUCAUGCUCUUCAUCUUCAUCUUCAGCAUCCUGGGCAUGCACCUUUUUGGCUGCAAGUUCAGCUUGAAGACAGACACCGGAGACACAGUCCCUGACAGGAAAAACUUUGACUCCCUGCUGUGGGCCAUCGUCACCGUGUUCCAGAUCCUCACCCAGGAGGACUGGAACGUCGUCCUCUACAAUGGCAUGGCCUCCACCUCCUCCUGGGCCGCUCUCUACUUCGUGGCCCUGAUGACCUUUGGCAACUACGUGCUCUUCAACCUGCUGGUGGCCAUCCUGGUGGAGGGCUUUCAGGCAGAGGGUGAUGCCAACAGGUCCGACACAGACGAAGAGAAGAUUUCCACCCACUUGGAGGAGGAUUUCAACAAGUUCAGAGACCUCCGGGCCACUGAGAUGAAGAUGUACUCGCUGGCGGUGACCCCAAACGGGCAUCUGGAGGGCCGGAGCAGCCUGCCCCCUCCCCUCAUCAUGCGCACGGCGGCCACGCCCAUGCCCACCCCCAAGAGCUCCCCACACCUGGACGAGGCCCAUGGCCUCCUGGACUCGCGGCGUGGCAGCAGCAGCUCCGUGGACCCGCAGCUGGGGGACCAGAAGUCUCUGUCCAGCCUCCGCAGCUCCCCCUGCGCCCAGUGGGGCCCCAACAGCGCCUGGAGCAGCCGGCGCUCAAGCUGGAACAGUCUGGGGCGCGCACCCAGCCUCAAGCGUCGGGGCCAGUGUGGGGAGCGCGAGUCGCUGCUGUCCGGCGAGGGCAAGGGCAGCACGGACGACGAGGCUGAGGAUGGCAGGCCCGGGACAGUGGCCUCACCAGGGGCGCAUGCCACCCCGCUGCAUCGCACCGAGUCCCUGGACCACCGCAGCACGUUGGACCUGCGGCCCCCACGGCCAGCCGCCCUGCUGCCCCCCAAGCUCCAUGACUGCAACGGGCAGGUGCUCGCCCUGCCCAGCGAGUUUUUCUUGCGCAUUGACAGCCACAAGGAGGACCCGAGCGAGUUUGACGACGACGUGGAGGAUAGCUGCUGCUUGCGCCUGCACAAGGUGCUGGAGCCCUACAAGCCGGAGUGGUGUCGGAGCCGCGAGCCCUGGGCCCUGUACCUCUUCUCCCCAAAAAACAGGUUCCGCGUCUCCUGCCAGAAGAUCAUCGCUCACAAGCUGUUCGAUCACGUGGUCCUGGUCUUCAUCUUCCUCAACUGCAUCACCAUUGCCCUGGAGAGGCCCGACAUCGACCCAGGCAGCACCGAGCGCGUCUUCCUCAGCGUCUCCAACUACAUCUUCACCGCGAUCUUCGUGGUCGAGAUGAUGGUGAAGGUGGUGGCCCUGGGCCUGGUUUCGGGCGAGCACGCCUACCUGCAGAGCAGCUGGAACGUGCUGGACGGGCUUCUAGUGCUAGUGUCCCUGGUGGACAUCGUCGUGGCCAUGGCCUCAGCCGGCGGCGCCAAGAUUCUCGGCAUCCUGCGGGUGCUGCGCCUGCUGCGAACCCUCCGGCCUCUGAGGGUCAUCAGCCGCGCUCCGGGCCUCAAGCUGGUGGUGGAGACUCUGAUAUCGUCGCUCAGGCCCAUCGGGAACAUCGUCCUCAUCUGCUGUGCCUUCUUCAUCAUCUUCGGCAUUCUAGGCGUGCAGCUCUUCAAGGGGAAGUUCUACUUCUGCGAGGGCGCCGACACCAGGAACAUCUCCACCAAGGCCGAGUGCCGGGCCGCCCAUUACCGCUGGGUGCGGCGCAAGUACAACUUCGACAACCUGGGCCAGGCGCUGAUGUCCCUGUUCGUGCUCUCGUCCAAGGACGGCUGGGUGAACAUCAUGUACGACGGGCUGGACGCCGUGGGCGUGGACCAGCAGCCCGUGCCCAACCACAACCCCUGGAUGCUGCUGUACUUCAUCUCCUUCCUGCUCAUCGUCAGCUUCUUCGUGCUCAACAUGUUCGUGGGCGUCGUGGUGGAGAACUUCCACAAGUGCCGCCAGCACCAGGAGGCGGAGGAGGCGCGGCGGCGCGAGGAGAAGCGGCAGCGGCGCCUGGAGAGGAAGCGCAGGAGUAAGGCGCCCCCGGUGGCGGUGGCGGAAGCCCAGCGCAGACCUUACUAUGCUGACUAUUCACCCGCCCGUCGCUCCAUCCACUCACUGUGCACCAGCCACUACCUUGAUCUCUUCAUCACCUUCAUCAUCGGGGUUAACGUCAUCACCAUGUCGGUGGAGCACUACAACCAGCCCAAGUCGCUGGACGAGGCCCUCAAGUACUGCAACUACGUGUUCACCAUCGUCUUCGUCCUUGAGGCCGUGCUGAAGCUGGUGGCGUUUGGGUUCCGGAGGUUCUUCAAGGACAGGUGGAACCAGCUGGACCUGGCCAUCGUCCUGCUGUCCAUCAUGGGGAUCACGCUGGAGGAGAUAGAGAUGAGCGCGGCCCUGCCCAUCAACCCCACCAUCAUCCGCAUCAUGCGUGUGCUGCGCAUUGCCCGCGUGCUGAAGCUGCUCAAGAUGGCCACGGGUAUGCGGGCCCUGCUGGACACGGUGGUUCAAGCCCUGCCUCAGGUAGGGAACCUCGGCCUCCUUUUCAUGCUCCUGUUUUUUAUCUAUGCUGCCCUGGGAGUGGAGCUCUUCGGGAGGCUCGAGUGCAGCGAGGAUAACCCUUGUGAGGGCCUGAGCCGGCACGCCACCUUCUCCAACUUCGGCAUGGCCUUCCUCACGCUGUUCCGCGUGUCUACGGGGGACAACUGGAACGGGAUCAUGAAGGACACGCUGCGGGAGUGCGCGCGUGAGGACAAGCACUGUCUCAGCUACCUGCCAGCCGUCUCGCCUGUCUACUUCGUCACCUUCGUGCUGGUGGCCCAGUUCGUGCUGGUGAACGUGGUGGUGGCCGUGCUCAUGAAGCACCUGGAGGAAAGCAACAAGGAGGCCCGCGAGGACGCUGAGCUGGACGCCGAGCUCGAACUGGAGAUGGCGCAGGGGCCCCCCGCCCGGCCCACGCCCGCGGCCCAGCAGAGCCAGGGCACCGGGCCGGACGCUCCCAGCCUCCUGGUUGUACGUAAGGUGUCCGUGUCCCGGAUGCUCUCGUUGCCCAACGACAGCUACAUGUUUCGGCCCGUGGCGCCGGCUUCAGCCCCUCACCCCCACCGGCUGCAGGAGUUGGAGAUGGAGACCUACGCAGGCACCGCCCCCUCGGGCCCGGUCACUUCCGCGCACUCGCCGCCCGUGGAGUCCUGUGCCUCCCUCCAGGUCCUCUCGGCUGCGUCCUCCCCAGCCAGGGGCAGCGACACACUCCUUGCCCUGCCUCCUCGGGGUGCCGCCCGCUCGCCUAGCCUCAGCCGGCUGCUCUGCAGACAGGAGGCCAUGCGCACUGACUCCUUGGAAGGGCAGGUCGACGGUCCUGGGGACAGUGGCCCCAGCUGGGGAGAGUCUGCCAGGAAGACCCCUGCAAGGCAGACAUCCCUGGGGGCCUCCUUGAGGACCCCACCCCGUUCCCCACGGACCCCCAGCAUCCGCACCCGCAAGCACACUUUUGGACAGCGCUGCAUCUCCAGCCAGCCGCUGGCCGCCAGUGGGGAGGAAGCCGAGGCCCCAGACCCGGCCGAUGAGGAGGUCAGCCACAUCACCAGCUCGGCCCGCAGCCCCUCGGCCUCGCAUUCGGCUUCUCCUGCUGCUCACGGAGUGGCGGGCGGUGAGCCGGACCCACACAGGUUCUGCAGUAUCAACACCCAGGGCUUCCUGGACCAGCCGGGCCGGGCAGACGAGCAGAGGCGGCCCUCGGGGGAGCAGGGUGGCGGGGACAGCCGCCCGGAGGCUGGGGAGGUGAGGUCUCGAGGCCCGGAGGCCGAGCUGGCCCUGGGAGCACGCCGGAAGAAGAAGAUGAGCCCCCCCUGCAUCUCUGUGGAGCCGCCCACGGAGGACGAGGGCACGGCACGGCCCCCCGCGGCCGAGGGCGGCAGCACCACCCUGCGGCGGAGGACGCCAUCCUGUGAGGCCGCACCCCACAGGGACUGCCUGGAGCCCGCGGAGGGGGCGGGGGGGGACCCUGCCGCCAGAGGGGAGCGGUGGGGCCAGGCCUGCCGCACAGAGCACCUGACUGUCCCCAACUUCGCCUUCGAGCCGCUGAGCAUUGGGGGCCCCGGCGGGGACCUGUUCUUGGAUGGUGGUCACGGUGUGGCCUCAGAACCAAGAGCUUCCUCCUCAGGGGCCACGGAACCCCCCAAACCCCACGAAACAGAGCCUCACGUGCCCUCUGGUGACCCCCCAGAGAGGGGGCAGGGACUGUACCUUGAAGUCCCCCAGAGCCCCUUAAAGAAAGCAGGGUCACCCCCGGCUAUCCCCGGCCCUCAUGACAGUGUAGAUGAGCCCGUGUAGCUCAGGGCACAAGGCCACACCGGCUUUGGCACUGGGGUUGGGUGCACCCAGCGGGGUGGUGGCCCCUGGGUGGGGCUGUGCGUGGACCCCGGCUCAGGCCCCACCGCAGAGAGCAGAGGAGCCCGGGCGGAUGUUAUCGGGGGAGAGGGAGGCAAAUGCUGGUACUGGGCAAAGCAGAGGGGGGCCCCUCAGCCGCGAGCCUCCGUCCUGUCGAGUCAGGUAUGGGUUUCUCCGAGUCAUGCUGCACUGGUCUGAGGCCAUGCCAGUGAUUUGGUCACAGUCCCAUAACGAGAGAGCUGUGUCCAUGGGACAAGGGCCAGAAAGUGACCAAAAGGAGGAAGGCAGAGGCGCCCAGCAGAGCCCUAUCCUCACGACCACUUAAUUGUAUAGGGAACACGCGCUUGGGGCCAUUUGUGCCCUCACAGGUGGCAGCUCAGUCCCCGAGGCCACCGUGGCUAUGCUUCACCGUCACUCACAGUCCGAGUUCUUGUCCGUGUGUCUCCACCCUCACGGCCGUCUUUCCAUCUCCCCUCCCGCGCCCACCCUCUCCAUUCUGUCCACUUGGUAUUUGGGAAAAUGCCUGCAGACUCCGGUCUCCGGGAAACAGCAGGUCUCCAGGGCGUGGCACCCACGCAAUAAGACCCCCAGCCCGCCUCCGACAGGCGUCUCUGGGGCCCAGGCUGAGAGGUCUCAGCUGACCCCCCUCAUUUUGUUUCAUUUCUUUUAUAAAUUUAGGUUAAACGUUGCAAUAAUUUGAUUCAGAAAAUUUGGCUUCUCAAGUCAAGGGGAGGGGAAGGGGGGGCAAAACAGAAUAAAUAUU